This is a messenger RNA of Periophthalmus magnuspinnatus, 3509 nucleotides long. RefSeq names its product DEP domain containing MTOR-interacting protein (gene deptor). Gene Ontology annotation, molecular function: protein binding. Lineage: Eukaryota; Metazoa; Chordata; Actinopteri; Gobiiformes; Gobiidae. Gene Ontology annotation, biological process: negative regulation of TOR signaling; intracellular signal transduction. Bases 301 to 1509 code for a protein of 402 amino acids. The record is from RefSeq and is a predicted model, not a curated record. The transcript is spliced from 10 exons.
CGGGGGUAGUGUGGAUGGGUACUGGCUGCAGCCUGCAUCGUGGAGAAAAACGUGCCUUCACUCGUGUUGUGUCAGUGGCAAAGAGGCUGGCCACCUCAGAGAGACCCCUGUUUUAUAACAGCAGCACAGCCGGAUUGAUGGAUCUUUAGAAGAUGCAUGCACGCGUGCAGUUGUUUACAAAGGCGGAGUGACUUGGUUCUAGUGGAGCUGACACCGAGGCGCACUGUCACAUCUAAUCGCGUAUGUUGUUUCCGAUUCUGGGAUACUCUUUUUGUACAUUAAGGAAUUCCAAAACUCCCCAUGGUGCUUGAAGGCAGUGAGAUGGAUGGCAUUGGGAACACCAUGCAGAAGAAGGCUGCAGAGCUGGAGCGGCUGGCCGAGGUGCUGGUCACUGGAGAACAGCUCAGGUUACGUCUCCAUGAGGCGAAAGUGAUCAAGGACCGGAGACACCACCUGCGGACAUACCCAAACUGUUUCGUUGGCAAAGAACUCAUUGAUUGGCUGAUUGAUCACAAAGAGGCCACAGACAGAGAGACCGCCAUUAAGAUUAUACAGAAGCUUUUGGACCAGUGCAUCAUUCACCAUGUCUGCGAUGAGCACCGAGAGUUCAAGGACAUGAAGUUGUUUUACCGGUUUAGGAAGGACGAUGGCACGUUUCCACUGGACAGUGAAGCCAAAGUCUUCAUGAGGGGACAACGGCUCUAUGAAAAGCUAAUGAAUCCAGAGAAUAACCUGUUACAGAGCAGAGAGGAGGAAGGCGGGACAUUUGAGCGGACCCUCGUGGCGUCAGAGUUUAUUGAUUGGCUGCUGCAGGAGGGAGAGAUGCCCACUAGAGAGGAGGCCGAGCAACUGGGACGAAGGCUACUCGAGCAUGGCAUUAUUCAACAUGUUACCAACAAGCACCACUUUGUUGACGGGCCGCUGCUGUAUCAGUUCAGGAUGAAUUUCAGACGAAGGAGGAGGUUAAUCGAGCUUCUUCAUGAGCGAAGUCGGACCAUCCCGGAGAGCCAUGACAGUCCGUUUUGUCUGAGAAAACAAAACUCAGAUGGGAGCAACACCAGCUUCCUCUCAGUGAGUCCCACUAAAGAGAUAAAGGUGGUGGUGGGGGUCCGCCGUAGCAGCCUCAGCAGCAGCUGUGGGAGCAGUGGUUACUAUAGCAGUAGUCCAACACUCAGCAGCAGCCCACCAGUCCUCUGCAACCCCAAGUCAGUUUUAAAGAGACAAGUGAGUCCAGAGGAGCUGCAGGCGCCAGGAGGACCCUUUAUAAAGAAGACAUUCACUAUUGUGGGUGAUGCUGUUGGAUGGGGGUUUGUUGUGCGAGGCAGUAAACCUUGUCACAUUCAGGCAGUGGACCCGGGCGGCCCUGCAGCUGCUGCCGGCAUGAAGGUUUGCCAGUUUGUGGUGUCCGUGAAUGGUCUGAACGUACUGUCACAUGACUACAGAACAGUGAGCAACCUCAUCCUCACUGGACCCAGGACAAUUGUUAUGGAGGUGAUGGAGGAGAUCUGAAUACAAAGACGGAAAAAAACAUCAGAAGGGCACAACGUGGUACACUGUCUAAAAAGACAAAUGCAGAAGAACUUGCCCUUGAAAAACCAGAGCAGCAGUGACUGGAAACUCAAGUUGUUCAGUUUGUUUGGACAAGGCGUGUGAUGGACCAGAACUCUGUUUAACCGUGUGCAGGUUGAGUAAAUGAUUCUUGGAAACGGGGCAAGGGUAUGUCCGCAGAUGCACAAAAACUGUAAAGAAAGUGUAAAAAAUCUUUGAAAAAUGUUGUGCUAAUCUCACUGGAAAAGACAGAAAUCUGACACAUAAAGUAGUGCCAUGAUUUUGAUUGGAUUACAGUUUUGCACGGAUUUCCAAGUAUUCUGACCACAGCUAAAGAUGAACCAGGAAGAAUGAAUCACAUGCCAUGACCUCUUCUCCACUUGUGGCCAUCUCUGAAGAUUUUCUGGUCCUGUACUUCCCCCUGCUGGAAGAAGAGAAGACUGAAAUAAUUACUGCUUAAAAUAUUGAGUCAAAAGAGUUGAAGAUGAACAAAACAAACUAGGAAAACUCAAUUGUACCUAGAUAUUUUUUGUAUACAAAAUGAAUGGAAAACAUAAUCAAAAUGAUCAAAAACUAUGAUUUUAUAAUUAGAUUUGACUGAUGAUGGUCAUAUGUUUUUUUGUUUAAUAUGCUUGUUUUUUAAACAAACAUUAGCACAAUAACCUACACUUUAAAUUGACAUAAGCACUUAAUUGAUACGAUUACGGCUGCUUUUAUAAAUCUUGUAUGUACAUAUUACAUAAAUAACGCACAAUCACUAAAUAUAGUGUGAAGAAAUACUUUAGUGUUAGACAAGUGUAUGUACAUGUUUACUGACCACACUGAUCACUAUAUUGUUUGGACAAAAUAUUUUAACUCCAAAGUUAAACAAUAUUUUAAGACCAGUAUAUUUUUGCACCUCAUUGGCAUUAUGUGUAAAAGAAGUUUGAUUUGAGUGUGAAUUUAUUAUACAGAUCUUAAAAAAGCAUGGUUCACAUGUAGGUCUGUAGUUUGUGAACCCAGUCUUUGAAAAACUUUAUGACUUAAGUUUUGUUAGGUUAGAGAGGUUCACUAGAGUGUCCCAUAGUUGUAUUUCUUGCAAGUAUCUGGCAUGUUUCUAGUGUCAUCUUGUUAAUGUCAGUCCUGUUCAGUCGUAACAUGCAUGACUUGGUAAAAUCUCAAAACUAAUUGUAUAUUUCAACAAUUUAUUGUUACAAGUCAUCAUGUAAAAAUCUGAUCAUGAUAGAAGAAGUAGCAGAUUUUAAACUCGUUACUGAAUUAGCCAGUGAGCUAUCAGACUAGCUUUCUACUUUUUUAGUCAAACUGCUACUCUUUUUGUUGGUAUUUAAAGGAGGAAAUGGCUGCUUGUAAUGAAAAGGCAUACAGACAAUUUAAUGAUUGUAACAUCAUUCUUUAAACAAGCUUUAAUUUUCUGAAUAUAUUUUGUCACUGCGGUUGACUAACUGCAACUUUUACAUGCUAAUAAGCUAUAUUUUUCAUAAAGCGAUUGUGCCUGGGAGCGUUUCCAGUAGUGGGUUGUAAAGGGGACAAAGGUUGCACUAGACUCAUAUAAUAAUGCAGGAGUGUCUGGUGUCACCUCAGAAAGGUUAGUACAGGUUAGUAGGUCAAAGCUGGUGAAUACAAAAUGUUAUUUGACUGUUCAAUUUAACAUUUGCCUUAACAACUUCUUUUGCUGCUAUCACUGCUUAGCCUCUCCCUCAAGAGCUUCAAUCAUUUAGACAAUCAGUGUCUGUGUGUUAGUGUGGACAGCAUUUACAACAAGCACAAUAGAACGCAAUGGAAUGAUGUGUUGACUGUGUUGUUAUUGCAUUUACGUUCAUGUAUUGCUGACUGUUAUAAAAGGUACCGCAGAAUGAGUUUAGCCUUUUGUGGGACUUUGAGACAGUAACUUACACCAUCAGUUGUUGCAGCUAUGGUUCAUUUGGAUGUUCUAAUAAAAUAAAACAAAAAAUAAUACUAAA